Messenger RNA from Harmonia axyridis, 534 nucleotides. RefSeq names its product synapsin-like. The record is from RefSeq and is a predicted model, not a curated record. The coding region runs from base 1 to 534 and encodes 177 amino acids. The transcript has 4 exons. NCBI's taxonomy places the organism in Eukaryota, Metazoa, Arthropoda, Insecta, Coleoptera, Coccinellidae.
AUGACGGAGCAAAGUUGUCAGGGGCGCACGGCAGAAUCAGCCCCCGGCUCAAAUCCCCAGUACGGCUUCAAGAUAACCGAUUGCAGCAAGUACUGCGGCCCCACAGGCUCCGCAGUUAACGGCCCCACCCUGUCUUUCAGCAGCUUCAGACAGUCACUCACUUCCAAUGUCAAUUACUUGAAACGAAGGUUCAGCUCCGGGGAUCUAUCCUCGGAGUGCGACGACACUGAGGCUCCGGUGGAUCCCUACACCAGAAAAACGCCGCCAGUGACGUCGCAGCCCCAGGCUCCACCUCCACCUCCUCCACCAGCUAGUCAAGGCUCGUCAUCUGUCAGCUCGGGCAUCGGAUCAACAGCAACCUCAGGCUCUGCUUCUGGUUCCGACCUAUCCCUGAAUCUUCGAAGCGGUUCCAAAACUACCAGUGCACCAAGUAGUCCUGCAAAAUCUAGGGAAUCUCUCUUGCAGAGGGUGCAAUCCUUGACAGGACAGGCAAGAGAUCAGGGAGCGUCUAUAUUAGUCCUGUUGUUGAAAUGA